AUGAGAUCGACACAAUUUGCAAACCGACCAGUUGAGCCAAGGCAGCAGUCCACAAUGAAAUGGCAACAAUCAAAAACAACCCUCGUCAACCGCUCAUCAGGCAUUUGGUAUGACUCCAAAGACCGCUGUCAUCAAUCGACAAUGGAAAUAUGGCAUAAAUCGACAGACAAGUGGUACUAUUCCAAGGAUCGGUGCCAACAAUCCGUGAAAGGCAUACUAUGCCGGUCGGCGACGCGAUGGAAUGAGUCUGCAGAUCGACUCCACAUGGCUGCUCGCAUCCAAAGCUCGGAGAUGAUGGAUAUAAUGUGCCAAAAGCAGAUAGAGAAACAAGGGUCAUCACCGUCACCAUCACCAUCACCAUCAUCUUUUCGACCACAACCGAAUUCGCCAGAGUCUCCUCAAUCCUCAAAAUCAAGAUACUACUCGCAAUCAAUCAGCUCCUCACCAGAGAGUCCUUCAAGUCCCAGAAUCAAGUCACCCUUGACGGUUGGAAACCCCUUGAAUGGAUCCACCGCUGGUGGACCCCUCGGAGAGCAAACAUUGUCAGCGGAAGCGCAUAUCAAUGAACUAUGGGAAGCAUCCGGUCGUGUCAAAUGCGUUGUCAAACAAACCGAGCAGUUGCGAAAUGACAAAAUGACUGAACUAGGCGAGAUCGAAGGCGAAUGGAUCAGUUCUACAAUUGCCGACGCCGAAGCCGCCGCGGACGAUCUCGCAUCCUUCAUAGAUCCACUUUGGCACCAAAGUAACCAAACUGGCAGCCUCACCCCGAAAGAACGUAAGAAUUGGAAACGACGUGACUGUCCAACUGCCCUCAAGAAAGAGACCCGCAUGGCUCUCUGCUAUGAAAGACUCGAAACCGUCUUCGGCCAUCUUAAAUCAAUAACAUCAAGAUCAGAGCUCGCUAGCACCGAGGAAGAAGAGGAAGCUGAACUUGCAGCAGGAGGAUCGCCUCCUGUUCUGAGGGACACUACCGAGAUGUCCUGUCAAACAACGGUGAUCUCUGCUAUCGAGCUCCCUUGCCCAAUCACCAUUUUGGAACUUCAAACAGAAAAAGCUAUCCCCAAGAUUAUUGUGACGCAGUAUGAAGACGAAGCGAUUGAUGUAACGAGCCCGCAUUGCGAAGAUGCCCCCAAUUUCCCUCCGUCAAGCUAUGGGAGUGGCCCGGUGAAGAAGAAUGAUGAAUUGUUCUUCCCCUGA
This is a messenger RNA of Penicillium nucicola, 1197 nucleotides long. RefSeq lists its product as uncharacterized. NCBI's taxonomy places the organism in Eukaryota, Fungi, Ascomycota, Eurotiomycetes, Eurotiales, Aspergillaceae. The record is from RefSeq and is a predicted model, not a curated record. The transcript has a single exon. The coding region runs from base 1 to 1197 and encodes 398 amino acids.